CACAACCCAAUUCCAUAAUUUUGUGGAAAGAUUAUACUUCGUGUUUUGUAAUUGAAUUCCUAUUUGAUUGUUAUCCAAUUUCACUGUAGCAAUCAAAACUAAUCCAUAGCAAGAUAAUCUGCCCUAAUUUCCCCAUCUUCUCCGAUUGUUUUCGUUGAUUCUCUGACUUGUUUUAGGAACCCAUCAACAAAAUCAACACUAAAUCAUCAAUUUUUUUGUGUGAUGGCUUCAAGAGGAGUAAUGAACAUGGGUGCAUUAGCAUCAAGAGCAAAUAGAAUGAGGACGAAGCUGCAAUCAACACUGGAAGCAAGUGUUCUUGAAAUUGAAGAUGUUUCACAUCAACAUUCUGGUCAUGCUGCCAUGAGAGAGAGUGAGUAUAGCGGUGGAGAAACCCAUUUCAAUUUGAAGAUUGUUUCCCCUAAAUUCGAGGGUCAAACCCUAGUUAAACGACAUCGUAUGGUGUAUGAUCUCUUAUCUGAUGAGCUUCAGUCUGGUCUUCAUGCUCUCUCUAUUAAUGCUAAAACCCCACAAGAAGUUGCUCCUAAAUAAUCGAUUUUGAUUGCAAUGUUAGUAUGUUCAUCUCUAUCUCUUG
Messenger RNA from Spinacia oleracea (spinach), 592 nucleotides. Its product is annotated as sufE-like protein 1, chloroplastic/mitochondrial. Gene Ontology annotation, biological process: iron-sulfur cluster assembly. NCBI's taxonomy places the organism in Eukaryota, Viridiplantae, Streptophyta, Magnoliopsida, Caryophyllales, Amaranthaceae. Gene Ontology annotation, cellular component: chloroplast. The transcript has a single exon. The record is from RefSeq and is a predicted model, not a curated record. The coding region runs from base 223 to 549 and encodes 108 amino acids.